Molecule: messenger RNA, 1116 nt
Organism: Prunus armeniaca (apricot)
Lineage: Eukaryota; Viridiplantae; Streptophyta; Magnoliopsida; Rosales; Rosaceae
Source: the annotation of a GenBank genome assembly
AUGUACGGCUUCGAGGCGAUGACGUUCAACAUUCACGGCGGGUACUUGGAGGCCAUAGUACGGGGACACCGUGCGGGCCUUCUCACUGCCGCCGAUUACAACAAUUUGUGCCAGUGCGAGACCCUCGACGAUAUUAAGAUGCACCUUUCUGCCACCGAGUAUGGGCCCUACCUCCAAAAUGAACCUUCCCCAUUGCAUACAACUACAAUUGUGGAAAAGUGCACCCUUAAAUUGGUUGAUGAGUAUAAGCACAUGCUAUGCCAAGCCACAGAGCCCUUGUCAACCUUUUUGGAGUACAUUACAUAUGGCCACAUGAUAGACAAUGUUGUCCUGAUUGUUACUGGAACCUUGCAUGAGAGAGAUGUUCAGGAACUCUUGGAAAAAUGCCACCCUUUGGGCAUGUUUGACAGCAUUGCCACCCUGGCAGUCGCACAGAAUAUGCGGGAGCUUUACAGACUGGUGCUUGUUGACACACCACUUGCUCCUUACUUUUCUGAAUGUAUUACAUCUGAGGACCUGGAUGAUAUGAAUAUUGAAAUAAUGAGGAAUACUCUUUACAAGGCAUACCUUGAAGAUUUCUACAGGUUUUGUCAGAAACUAGGUGGCGCCACAGCAGAGAUCAUGUCUGACUUACUUGCUUUUGAGGCUGACAGAAGGGCGGUCAAUAUUACCAUAAAUAGUAUUGGAACUGAGCUUACUCGUGAUGAUCGCAGGAAGUUGUAUUCUAGCUUUGGUUUGCUUUAUCCCUAUGGCCAUGAAGAACUCGCUGUCUCUGAGGACGUUGAUCAGGUCCGUGGUGUCAUGGAAAAAUAUCCUCCAUAUCAGGCUAUCUUUUCAAAACUAUCCUAUGGUGAGAGCCAGAUGCUUGACAAGGCAUUUUAUGAAGAGGAGGUGAAAAGGCUUUGCUUAGCAUUUGAGCAACAGGCUACACUUAUCCUCAGUUCUCCAUUCAGUCACUUGACAUCUUUGCCUUCUGACCUGCAGUUCCAUUACGGUGUUUUCUUUGCAUACAUGAGGUUGAGGGAGCAGGAGAUCAGAAAUCUUAUGUGGAUAUCUGAGUGUGUGGCUCAGAACCAGAAGUCCAGAGUUCAUGACAGUGUGGUCUUCAUAUUUUAG